ACUCAGCCACGAGGAGCAGGCUUUUUCAAGAAACCGGAGCAUGAUUUUUCUUUUUCGAAUCUUGUAACAUCAACUUACACAGUGUGCCAAAAAGAAAUUAGUUUUGCUCAUCGUCGUUUAGUUUUAUUUCUUUUUUGAGCGAAAAAUAUAGGCUAUUAACUGGUUGAUAAGAUAGUGACCAGCCGCAGCACACAUUUGGAAAUAAUACUUUGUAGAAAGGCGCAGAGACAGGUGAACAGGCUCCACCAUUAUGGAAGAAAAUGCUCGACGAGGACCAGAGCGCCCGGAGGACUCCGACGGGGAGUCGAACCGGGAGAUUCAGCCUCUCCACCAGCCACCUGGAAAUCAGCAGUCCCACAGGAUCACAAACUUUUACAUCGACAACAUUUUAAGACCGGACUUCGGACGAAAUGGGAAGAACGGAGCUUUGGUCCAGGAUGGAGAUAGAAUGGGAGUUAUUAUACCAAGAGAACUGCCUGAAAAAAAGUCUUCUAAAACGGGCAACCUGCAGCAGGGUGGAGCGGGAGGCCAGGAGGAGAACACGGGAGCAUCCGACGGCCGGCAUCCGGACAAUGAGGCCAGUGGGCCUGAUCUGAUAGCCAGUGAAAUGACUGUGAAGGAACGGGGUGGCGGCGGGGACGGCUGCCGUAGCUCUCAAGCCAACUCGACCCUUACAGCCAAGCCGAUGCUGUGGCCAGCCUGGGUUUAUUGUACCCGUUACUCAGACCGUCCGUCAUCAGGACCCAGAUCCCGCAAACCAAAGAAGACGUCGACGCCAAGUAAAGAGGACAAGCGACCCCGGACAGCCUUCACCGUAGAGCAGCUCCAACGGUUAAAAGCGGAGUUCCAGGGCAACCGGUACCUCACCGAGCAGCGGAGACAGAGCCUAGCCCAGGAACUUGGCCUCAACGAGUCCCAGAUCAAAAUCUGGUUUCAGAACAAACGGGCCAAAAUCAAGAAAACCUCCGGGAAUAAAAACUCUCUGGCGCUGCAUCUCAUGGCACAGGGACUGUACAACCACUCCACGAACAAGGACGUCAAAUCGGACAGCGACUAGAGGAGACGGGAAGGGAGGGGGGUUCUGAACCAUGCAAUAAUUACAUUUCAGCACCAGCAUUCAUAUUUAUUCAACCAGAGAUGAUAUUGUGACAUUUUGAGUGUAUUUGUGACAGAGUAAAUGUGAGUUUUUAGGCUAUAUAUGUGUCCUCAGGGCUGUAGUUAUGAUGAUGCUCAAUCCCAGUCAAACAUGGUGCUGCGUUCUGUCACAUUCAUAAAUCAGACACUUUCAUGUUGUAGCCUACACCUGUUACAACAUACAAACUAAAGUCUCUCUACAUUCAGAGUUCCAUAUGCAAACAUCCAUGGAUGCAUGUGAACUGUUUAUACCCACACAACGUAUAUAUGCCUACA
This is a messenger RNA of Scatophagus argus, 1410 nucleotides long. RefSeq names its product homeobox protein engrailed-2b-like. Gene Ontology annotation, molecular function: RNA polymerase II cis-regulatory region sequence-specific DNA binding; DNA-binding transcription factor activity, RNA polymerase II-specific. The record is from RefSeq and is a predicted model, not a curated record. Bases 251 to 1057 code for a protein of 268 amino acids. Gene Ontology annotation, biological process: regulation of transcription by RNA polymerase II; neuron differentiation; multicellular organism development. Gene Ontology annotation, cellular component: nucleus. NCBI's taxonomy places the organism in Eukaryota, Metazoa, Chordata, Actinopteri, Scatophagidae. The transcript is spliced from 2 exons.